AUGACCCAGUCGUACGAAGUCGGAAACUUGCCGCCUCCAGAUCUGUCCUGGAGAAGCGUCAAAAGGUACCUGGCCAGUCGCGUGACGACUCUGAAACCUCAACCGCUUUCCGACUCCCAGAAACGUCUCCUUAAUCCAAUCCCCACGCUCCGUCUGCUCACCUUCAAACAAUGGAUGUUCGUGCUGGUGGCCUUCUGGGGCUGGACGUGGGACGCAUUCGACUUCUUUUCAGUGUCGCUGGUGGCUUCGGAGAUUGCAGAAACACUCCAGGUUUCCGUCACAGACAUCACGUGGGGCAUCACCCUGGUGCUGAUGCUCAGAUCCAUCGGAGCGGUGGUGUUUGGAGUGCUGAGUGAUAAAUACGGCCGAAAGUGGCCCUUCAUCUCUAACCUGGUGUUGUUUAUCGUGCUGGAGCUCGGAACGGGCUUCGUCACCACCUACAAGCAGUUUCUCGCCGUCCGAGCCCUGUUUGGAAUCGCCAUGGGCGGGAUCUACGGCAUGGCAGCAGCCACCGCGCUGGAGGAUUGUCCGGUCGAUGCCAGAGGCCUCGUCUCAGGAAUCCUUCAGGAAGGAUACGCCCUGGGGUACUUGCUGUGUGUGGUCUUCACCCGAGCUCUCGUCUACACAACUCCCCACGGCUGGCGAUCUCUUUUCUGGUUCGGUGCCGGCCCCCCAGUCCUCAUCAUCAUCUUCCGAAUGGCCCUGCCCGAAACUGACACCUAUAUCCAGUCCAAGCACAAUGAAGCGGUGCUGGAUACGGGCAAAAACUUUUUUGUCGGUCUCAAAACGACUUUCAGCACCUAUUGGCUCACGUUCAUCUACCUGGUGAUUCUCAUGUCCGGAUUCAACUUCAUGUCCCAUGGCUCCCAGGACCUGUACCCCACGCGGCUCAAAAACCAGCUGGAGUUCUCGCCCGACGCCUCCACCGUCACCAACUGCGUCGCCAACCUCGGAGCCAUCGCCGGAGGAAUCUUUAUGGGUCACAUUUCCUCGUUUGCCGGCAGACGGCUGUGCAUCAUGAUUUCGUGCGUCGUGGGAGGCGCUCUCAUCUAUCCCUGGGCGUUUGUCUCCAGUAACGCCGGAAUCAACGCCGGCGUCUUCUUUCUGCAAUUUUGUGUCGCUGGAGCCUGGGGAAUCAUCCCCAUCCAUCUCACCGAGCUCGCUCCUCCAGCCCUGCGGUCUUCGCUCGUGGGUCUGGCCUACCAGCUGGGCAAUCUGGCCUCCUCGGCGUCCUCCACCAUCGAGGCGAAAAUUGGAGAGCGGUUUCCGCUGACUGACGCUCACGGCAACGCCCGGCCAGGAGUCUACGACUACAGUCUGGUCAUGGCGAUUCUCAUGGGCUGCGUCUUCUUUUUUGUGCUGGUGUGCACAUUCCUGGGCCCCGAAAACAGAAAUGCGGAGAUGGUGGUCGGAGAGCUCGUAGGCCCUGAGACCAAGCUGGUCGAAGACGAGGCGAUGGAGGUCUACGGAGAGCGGCGUUCCGAACAGACCACUGUUGGAAGUGUUCAUUAG
Molecule: messenger RNA, 1512 nt
Organism: Yarrowia lipolytica CLIB122
Lineage: Eukaryota; Fungi; Ascomycota; Dipodascomycetes; Dipodascales
Biological process (GO): plasma membrane lactate transport
Cellular component (GO): membrane
Molecular function (GO): secondary active monocarboxylate transmembrane transporter activity
Source: RefSeq, a predicted model, not a curated record